Epinephelus lanceolatus (giant grouper) is the source of this 1244-nucleotide messenger RNA. The record is from RefSeq and is a predicted model, not a curated record. Lineage: Eukaryota; Metazoa; Chordata; Actinopteri; Perciformes; Serranidae.
AUCCCUUUGUUUGUGGAGGCAGUUCUGGAGCGUUUGAUGCGGGGGGUGAAGUCCAGUGAGCUGAGGACUAUGUGCCUGCAGGUGGCCAUUGCUGCUCUGUACUACAACCCAGCCCUGCUCAUCCACACUCUGGACAACAUGCACUUCCAACACAGCCCUCAGCCCAUCACUGCCCACUUCAUCAACCAAUGGAUGAACGACACAGAGUUCUUCCUGGGGCUCCAUGACCGUAAAAUGUGCAUCAUUGGCCUGAGCGUGCUGAUGGAGCUGCCCAACCGGCCAGCAGUGUUAGAGGGAGUCGCCGCUCAGAUUGUUCCCUCCAUCCUGCUCCUAUUCCUGGGCCUCAAACACCUCUAUGCUUCCCGCCUUAUAAACAAACCGGACCUACUCACCCAUGCAGGGGCACAGGAUGAAGACCACAAUGAGGAGAUUCCCAGUGAUGAAGAUGAGGUGAACGAGAACCAUAACGCCAUGCAGCAGCAGUCCAGCAUGCCCACGGGCCAGGCAGGUGAGGAUGAUGAUGAGGAUGAAGAUGAUUACUGGGAUGAUGACGGCUUAGAGGGAACACCCCUAGAGGAGUACAGCACGCCUUUAGAUUACGACAAUGGAGAAGACGAGUAUCGCUUCUUCACCUCGGCCCUGCUCCGGGUCCAGAACAGUGAUGCAGCCUGGUACCAGAGUUUGACAGCUCCGCUCAGUGACGACCAGAAGAAACAGCUGCAGGAGAUCUACAGCAUCUCACAGCAGAGAGGGAGCACAGCCACCAAGGGCCAGUGAGCACUGAGGAGACAUGACGGACUGCAGAAUCAAAUAAGGGGCACAAAGAAGAGAGGAGCUGGUCUGACCUGACCUGAAGUGGAUUUCAUUCUAAUCUGAAUGAUCUCAGUCCAGAUCAGACCAUAUCAGACUAAGUGGAUCCCACCAGGUCCCCUAGGUGCCAUCAUCAUUUGGGACAUGGUGCACUGUAAAGAGAGCCCCUACUGGAAUUUCCCUAUCUCCAGGACAGGACCGCUGGCCUGUGUGUGUGUGUGUGUGUGUGUGUGUGUGUGUGUGUGUGUGGACUCCAGAGAAAGGUCUGCAUUAUAGAUAUAAAUGUCCUUGACCAGCAAAAUAAGUUUAAGUUCUUGUACAGUGCAGUCCUUUGAUGUUUGAUAAGUAACUGUGUGUGUGCGUGUGCGCGCGUGUGUGUCUGAGAAGCUGUAAGAAAUAAAAAAGACAUCAGUGUGAGUUUAUACGUACUGUAA